Molecule: messenger RNA, 2227 nt
Organism: Hippocampus comes (tiger tail seahorse)
Lineage: Eukaryota; Metazoa; Chordata; Actinopteri; Syngnathiformes; Syngnathidae
Product: insulin-like growth factor-binding protein 6
Exons: 4
Coding region: 203-820 (205 amino acids)
Biological process (GO): regulation of insulin-like growth factor receptor signaling pathway
Cellular component (GO): extracellular region
Molecular function (GO): insulin-like growth factor II binding; fibronectin binding; insulin-like growth factor I binding
Source: RefSeq, a predicted model, not a curated record
CUCUCUCUCUCUCGCUCUCUCACACUCACUCACUGCACGCCGCCUUUCAGCUCUUUAAAAGCCGGCACCGCGCCGCGUCGCUCCGGAGCUCGGUUCUGGCACCGCAGGGGACCCGGCCGCCGUCGUCCUCGAAGCGGGAGAGGGCGCCGAGGGGAGCCAUCGCUUCAGCCCCGUUCACCUGGCGGCGCGCAGACUGCCAGAAAUGCCUCGGCUCCGGAACUUGACCGGCAUGGUCUUCAUCCUGAUUGUUCUCGGGGCGUCCCGGACGGGGGCCAAGCGUUCGGGCCCCUUCAAGGUGUGUCCCGGCUGCGGGGAUCCGCUGGCGGCGGCGGCGGCGGCGGCGAGGCCCCCCAGGGAGCACAAGCUGGCCGGCAGCACGCCGCUGCUGGUCCAGGGGGAGCCCUGCGGCGUGUACACUCUGAGCUGCGCCAAGGGGCUCCGCUGCAUCCCGCCGCCUGGGGAGCGCAGCCCCCUGCAGGCUCUCUUGCAAGGCAGGGGCCUUUGUGUCAAGCAGAUCAGGACCGGUCCCACCGAGAGGCCCCACCCCACAGGUCCUCAUCCGUCACACAGCGGUGACAGUGAAAAAGCGCCGUGCCGCAAGCUGCUCAACAGCGUCCUGAGAGGCUUGCAGCUGACCGUCAUCCAGUGGGACCGCGACAUCUACAUCCCCAACUGUGACACCCGAGGCUUCUACAGACAAAAGCAGUGUCGCUCUUCCAAAGGGAUGCAGCGCGGCCACUGCUGGUGCGUGGACGAGGCGGGCGCUCCGGUGCCCUCCCGGACCGGCGAGGACGCUGUGCUACCGUGCGACGGCGAGUGAGAGCCCAGCCUCUGCCCUCGUUCUGCGCCCGGAGGAAGCCGAGGAGGAGAGGUGCUCGGGGAGACCUUGCGUGGGCUACAGUAGAUCGCCACUGCCCGGACAAGACGUAACAGGGAGGGAAGACGAUCCGCAUCAGUCAGAAAGACGGAGGUGGACUCGCAGCUCAGGCGUGCGCGUCCGGCUGCGUUGUCGGUCGACAAUACCGCUCACGCUCACGCUCUCUCUCGGCCGUUGGUGCCGGAAUACUUUCCUUGCCUCUUGCCCGGGCUUUCGGGUUGCAUUUUUAUUUCCUUUCUGUUCGGGCUGUACCCAAAUAAAAAUUCUUGGCCAAACCCAAAAUGUGGUUUUGGGUGAGUGAGGAACGAAAUGCCAAGCAGCAAAACACAAAGAAAUUGGAAUCCUUUUUUUAUUUUAAAUCUUUGCCUGGAUCAUUUUUUGGGCACUUUGGCAAAUUUGUCAAAGCGCGAGCUGUGUGCUUCCUCCCGAACGACGCGCGCGCUUUGUCACCGCCGGAGUAGAGGUGCAGUCCUCGGCCCAGGGCCAAAGGUCGGCUGAAGCGGCGGGACAAUUCGGAGCUCGUUUCACCGCCGCGACCGCCAGACCAGAUCGGCCAACCCCCGUUUCUCUUUUCUCGUCUAAUCUUACCCCAAACUCCCAAGUCAGUGCCGUGCUUGCCAGCACACCCGCAGGGCUUCUUUUGAAGGGGGUUCUUUUUUUUUUUUGCCCCGUUUUGGCAGCGCUGCUUCUGUGACACAAGCGUUUUGCCCGGAAAGCGAAAAUAGCCCUUUGGGCCAGAAAUUUUCAGUCGGGGCAUCCCUACUUUCUACUUUCGAAUAGCUGACACUGCCUGUGUUUGUUGUGAUCUCAGUGGGCUGCAAUACGGUGACACAAAGGACAACAAAUGUGUCUCCCUCACCAUCCUCUCUCCCUCUGUCCAAAGCUGCUCUCAACAAGUCGAUUCUCUUAUUUAUUUGGGGGUCUGCUCAUUGCAUACUAUUUACAACCUUCCUUCCCUUCUAUUUUUGUGGAUGUUGUGUGUGGGGAUGGGGGGGGCAAUAGUCACAUGAAAAAGCCCCGGGAUGCUUUCAUUGUCAAGUGAGUGUGGUGAAUGCUUGUCGGGUGAUCGUACUUUCGCUAUGUUGGACUUUAGUGCGUUGACCGCGUGAUCCUCUGAAGCGGCAGAUAAAAAGAAAAAAAACCCCGUAUGGCUGUUUUUCCUUUUCAAAAAGUCGUCAGGCAUAUUUUUAUACACCUCAAUCUAUUUUCGAUAUGAAUUAUUGCUUUAUUGAACAACUACAGUAUAUUGCCAUGUAUUUUUAUAUUGUCAGCUAUUAUUUAAAGACAGAGAUGAUUUUUGUUUCAUGUUGGUGUUAAGUCUUUUGCUUUCGGGGCACCUCACUUGAUGGA